UAAAUAUUGCUAUAAAAUAAAAUAUAAAUUUACAUGCAUAACAAUUUAUUCAUUAAAAUAAUUCAUUUUUAGGUGCGAAGGCACGUCAUCUCUGCUAGUCCUUAAAAAAGUAGAUGCAUUUUUGUAAUUUCUUUGUCUGUUUAUGUUCAUGUCCGAAUCAAUGCCGGCCUUCUGCAUUGAUCUCUCCAUCCUUUUGUCCUCUAAUAGCGAAAUGAUUCUCUAAUUUUUGCCUUAAAAGAGCAGUCUAUUGCUUCAUCUCUGCAUAAUUAGCAUCUUCUUAAAAAUUGGCAGAAAACGGCGUUUUAAUUUGUUGAAAUGAAUAUGCUGUUUCCUUUGAUCAUUUUCAUGCAGAUUCUUGCUCGUGCACUCUCUCAUGAGAGUGUAGAUGUUCUUGAAUCAUGCCUGCUUGAUCACAGUGUGUUUAACUUCUCUCUUCAUCCGAAUUCGGGAAAUGAUCCCAACACUUACUUGAGCUUGCUGGAUUUCUCCAUUCAAAACUUGCGGUUUGCGGGGGCCGAGGCCCCCAAGCCGGCUGCCAUCGUCAUGCCGGAGAGCAGGCGGCAGCUGGUGGCCGCCGUCGUGUGCUGCCGGCUGGGGUCGUGGGAGAUCAGGGUGAGGAGCGGUGGCCACAGCUAUGAGGGCACGUCGUAUAUGGCCGGGGACGGGCGGGCGUUCGUGGUGAUCGAUAUGAUGAAUCUCGACCGCGUGUCCGUGGAUUUGGAGGCGGAGGUGGCUUGGGUGGAAGGCGGGGCGACGCUGGGCCAGACGUACUUUUCUAUCUCUGAGUCGAGCCGGUCGCACGGGUUCUCCGCGGGGUCGUGCCCCACGGUGGGGGUCGGGGGCCACGUCGGAGGGGGCGGGUUCGGCCUGCUGUCGAGGAAGUACGGCCUGGCCGCGGACAAUGUGGCGGACGCGCUCCUCGUGGACGCGGAGGGGCGGGUGCUGGACCGGGCGGGGAUGGGGGAGGACGUGUUCUGGGCCAUCCGCGGGGGCGGGGGAGGGAACUGGGGCGUGGUGUACGCCUGGAAAGUCCGGUUGUCGAGGGUGCCGGAGCGAGUGACGGGUUUUAUUGUGUCGAGGGCCGGAUCCGAAGCUCGCAUGCUGAACCUGGUCAACAGGUGGCAGCAUGUGGCCCCGGAGCUGGACGACGGGUUUUACCUGUCGUCCUUCCUGGGGGCCUCUCUCCCCGAGGCUAAAGCCCCGGGGAUCACGGCCACGUUCAAAGGGUUUUAUUUAGGAUCAAAAGAGGAAACUCUGAUGAUCUUGAAUGAGACAUUCCCCGAAUUGGAAAUCUCGGAGGGGGAAUGCAGUGAGAUGGGCUGGAUCGAGUCCGUUCUCUACUUCUCAGGGCUCGAAAUCGGGAGCCCGAUUUCGAGCCUAAAAGAUAGGUUUUUGAAGAGCAAGAACUACUUCAAGGGCAAAUCAGACUAUGUGAGAGCUCCAAUUCCCAUCAAUGGAAUCAAGUCUUUAAUCAAAAUUCUACUCAAGGAGCCAAAAGGGUAUGUGAUUCUAGACCCUUAUGGUGGAGCCAUGCACAAAAUAAGCAGUGAAUCCAUAGCUUUCCCUCAUAGAAAAGGCAACAUUUUCACAAUCCAAUAUCUUGUUGAUUGGGAUGAAGUUGACAAUGGCAAGAGCCAAGACUACAUAGCUUGGAUUAGGGGGCUCUACACGGCGAUGGCGCCCUUCGUCUCGUCCGAGCCGAGGGCGGCCUAUGUCAACUACAUGGAUCUUGAUCUUGGUUUUGAAGGCAUGAUGAGUGUUGAGGUAGAUGAUGAUGCUGUUGAGGUUGCAAGAACUUGGGGUGAGAAGUACUUCUUGAAAAACUAUGAUAGGCUUGUGAGAGCCAAGACCAAGAUAGAUCCUCUCAAUGUGUUUAGGAAUCAGCAGGGGAUUCCUCCAAUGCCACCUUCUGCAUCCAAACAAAUGUAAAAAGAAUUGCUUAAUUUUGAGUGUUUUGAUCAGUUUUGUGA
Messenger RNA from Salvia miltiorrhiza (redroot sage), 1970 nucleotides. RefSeq names its product berberine bridge enzyme-like D-2. Gene Ontology annotation, molecular function: FAD binding; oxidoreductase activity. The transcript has a single exon. The coding region runs from base 316 to 1929 and encodes 537 amino acids. The record is from RefSeq and is a predicted model, not a curated record. Lineage: Eukaryota; Viridiplantae; Streptophyta; Magnoliopsida; Lamiales; Lamiaceae.